Molecule: messenger RNA, 3201 nt
Organism: Diceros bicornis minor
Lineage: Eukaryota; Metazoa; Chordata; Mammalia; Perissodactyla; Rhinocerotidae
Gene: ASTE1
Product: asteroid homolog 1
Exons: 6
Coding region: 1524-3089 (521 amino acids)
Molecular function (GO): nuclease activity
Source: RefSeq, a predicted model, not a curated record
CGGGCCACAGAGUAUCCUAGGACUAGGUUCCCUCUGGCCCAACCUCCCAGACCCCUGCCGCCCCACUUCCUCUCCACCUUUAGGCCAUCAAUUCCAUUAGUCUCCUCUGUGCAACCACAGGGCUAGCCAAGAAUGUACCGCGCCGCCUAGAUUCUAGAACUUACUGUUCACUUGUCAAUGUCCCCUCACCCCCACUUCACAAGGGUUGUGAAUGAACUUGAGCGCCAGAAAUACACCUUUAUCUUUGCAUCCUUGGUGCCUGGCAUAUAGCAGGUGUUCAGUAAACUUUGUUGGAGCUAAUAAGCGUCCAGCAGACCAACUGCUGCCCAAGGUGAAAAAACGUGUGCGUGGCGGGGGGAGGGCAGAGAAGAUUUAGAGAGUCGGAUGGGAACUGUGAGAAAGGGGAGAUUACCGCCCUGUGCCAACUGACCUUUGGAGGUGAAACCCAUCUGCCUGGGGACAAAAGACAAGGAAAGGAGAGUGUUUAUCACAGGUCGAAGCCAAGUAGUUCUCUUCCCGGGUAAUAAUAAACGAGAGAAAGCUGACUGGACGCCAGAUUCUACCAAAAUAGGAAUCUAACCUUAAAGGUAAACCUUAAUCUUAAGUAAAACGAACAAUUCCUUGCCUCAACUUUUUUUUUUUUAAUUAACAUUUUCGCAAAGCGUGUUAUCAAAUAUCGAAGAGGCAUCAGCAACACUUAUUCUCCGGGGACUGGAGCAGAUCCGGGAGGUAAGGAGUCGAGGGACGUGAGGAGGUCGCGGGCACGGCGGCCCUGAGAUGCGGACCCCGCCGGGGGCUGCCUGAAAUCAUCACCUGACCCGGCACGUCCGAGGAGCGCCUGUGGCGUACCUUUCCGGGUCGAGGGCGGAGGAGCGGCGGUGUAGGGGGCAUGCCCAGAACCCGACCGUAAUUGGGAGGUACGUGGGCCGGCCUCAACGUGGGGGCAGCGGCAGCCGCCGCGCUGCAGGACCACCGCCGGCCGCGCCUGUUGGGCACCGUUGCCAGGGAGACCGCGCGGGGCAUGCUGGGAAGUCGGGGCGCGGCGGCUCUGCUGCGGAGGCGGAAGUGUGUGCCGACCCAAGAGGGCGGGGAAGAGAGAGCAGGCCCGGCGGGUCGCGGUUUCUUAUCCUGAUAGCAGCCUUUUGAGAGCAUACGUGUUUAGCGACCCCGCGCCUUCAGGCCCGCAGCAGCUGAUCCACGACGCAGUCUGGUGCCACUGGCUUCACGGAACCGGGCUUCCCAGUGACGUCAGACCCGGAGACUUCCUGUUCCCGCUCUUGGAGUCGGACUCGCACGUGCCAGGACUUCCAGUGCUCGCCUGGGUCCUGCGGGCUUCUGAUCGAGGGGCUGGUCCCCUGGCAGGACGGAGCAGAAUCUUCAGCAGCCUCCAUCCCUAUCCAAAGAUCAAACUCCAUGAAACCAUUGAGUUUGUGCCUUGUAACAUACGGGAAAAGCACAAGAGAAUGAAAAAGUACCCAGGUGUUGCCUGAGGAUCUAGACAGGUAAUUGUUCAAACGAUCAUCAUGGGUAUUCGAGGACUAAUGAGUUUUGUGGAAGAUCACAGUAAUGAGUUCUUCAUUGAUUUGAAGUUGCGAGACACAAAAAUUAUCAUCGAUGGCUAUGCUCUCUUCCACCGGCUUUGCUUCAAUUCAAACUUGGAGCUUCGGUUUGGAGGGGACUAUGAUUCUUUUGCAGAUGUUGUACAAAAAUUCUUCGAAUCACUGUCUGCUUGUAAUAUAUGUCCAUAUGUUGUAUUAGAUGGAGGAUGUGACAUUUCAGAUAAAAAGCUUACAACUUUAAAGGAUCGAGCUAGAGAGAAGAUCCAGAUGGCCCAUUCCCUUUCUGUUGGUGGGGGUGGAUAUGUAUGUCCCUUACUCAUCCGGGAAGUGUUCAUACAGGUUUUGAUCAAGCUGCAGGUCUGUUUUGUCCAGUGCUUUUCAGAAGCAGAUCGGGACAUUAUGACACUGGCUAAUCAUUGGAAUUGUCCCGUGUUAUCAUCGGAUAGUGACUUUUGCAUUUUUGACCUGAAAACUGGGUUUUGCCCAUUGAAUAGCUUUCAGUGGAGAAACAUGAACAGUAUUAAGGGCACAAAAGACUACUAUAUUCCUGCAAAAUGCUUUUCCCUGGAUGCAUUCUGUCAUCACUUCAGCAAUAUGAAUAAAGCCCUACUACCUCUUUUUGCGGUGCUGUGUGGAAAUGACCAUAUUAAUCUGCCCAUCAUGGAGACAUUCUUAAGUAAAGUACGUCUUCCUCUUGGAGCUGCCAGUUCUAAGGGGAGGAGACACCACCGAGUUCUGGGACUUCUGAAUUGGUUGUCUCAAUUUGCUGACCCUACUGAAGCACUAGAUAACGUUCUGAAAUAUCUCCCCAAAAAGAAUCGAGAAAAUGUUAAGGAACUUCUCUGCUGUUCCAUGGAAGAAUACCAGCAGUCCCAGGUGAAGCUGCAGGACUUCUUCCAGUAUGGUACUUAUGCCUGUCCAGAUGCCUUGAAUCUGGGUUUACCGGAAUGGGUACUAGUGGCUUUGGCCAAAGGCCAGCUGUCUCCUUUCAUCAGCGAUGCUUUGGUGCUAAGACGGACCAUUCUUCACACACAGGUGGAAAACAUGCAGCAACCAAAUGCCCACAGAAUCUCUCUGCCCAUCCGGAAAAUCAUCUAUGGGCUUCUUUUGAAUGCUUCUCCACAUCUAGAAAACAUGUCCUGGAAUGCAUUUCCUCUUCAGCGUCUAGCUUUCAGUGAAGUGGAAAGGAUUAAUAAAAAUAUCAAAACAUCAAUUGUUGAUGCAGUAGAACUGCCCAUGGAUCAUUCUGACUUGAGCAAAUUGACUGAGCUCUCCUUGGCUAGACGGCAGAUACUUCUGUUAGAAACACUGAAGGUGAAACAGACUGUUCUGGACCCAAUCCCUACUUCACUGAAGUUGCCUAUUGCUGUCAGUUGCUACUGGUUGCAGCACACAGAGGCCAAGGCAAAGUUACAUCAUCUACAGGCCUUACUGCUGGGAAUGCUGAUGGGGCCCUUGCAUGCCAUAAUCAACAGCCCUGGAAUUGUGGACCCCGCACCCAGGCAGGCUCAGUGCCUUGCUGCUCGCUAAUUGGUAAAAGGGUUGUUGUUUCCUGCCCCUUAUCCUCUACUGUCUGAAGAAAAGUUGAUGAUUUGCCACAUUCUCUACAAGUCAUACCUUUGUUUUCCCAUAAAACAGAAGU